AUGAAAGGCAUGAGUUGCAAGGAUUUCCAGCCUCCGAUACAUAGUUCCUGGUUUCUGAAAAACCUGUUCAAGAAUAGGGACAUGUUGAUGAAGUUAGAUAAAUGUGAUACUUUCAACAAGACUCUUAAAUACAGUACCAAGGGAGUUUAUGAUAUGCUGAGAGGAGACAAGACGAAAGUGAACUGGAGAAACAUAAUCACGGGGAACAAGGCUAGACCCAGAACGCUAUUUAUGGUUUGGAUGGCUUGCCUUGGGAGACUCCCAACCAAAGAUAGGCUGAACAGAAGCCGGAGAAUGGGAUUUGGAGUCUGGACUGGUUCGUGCAAAGGACGAAAGAUUCUCACUUUCCGAUCAGAUUCCAUUCCUUCCUUCCUUCGCCGGAGUUCCAAUCGCAGCUUGUUGCACUAUAUGCUUCCUAGAAAGAGAGCUAGUGAAGGAGUAGUGAAUCUAGAAGAACAGAUUAACAACAGCAAUAACGCAGGUUCUGCUAAGAAGGCUCGGAUCGGUUCUACAGCUGUUUGCUCGCGUGAAUCUACUGUGAUCGAGAGUGACCGGAGCUUUGGUAGCGGCGGCGGCAACAAUAACAACGGUAACAAUAACAGUAACAGCGGAGGGAAUUUGACUGCGGCAUCAACUAUGGCUUUUGGAAAUUCGAAACCUCAGGAGAUUGAUGAGGAUCUGCAUAGCCGUCAGCUUGCUGUGUAUGGACGUGAGACUAUGAGGAGGCUUUUUGCAUCUAGUGUUCUUGUUUCGGGGAUGCGAGGGCUUGGUGCUGAGAUUGCGAAGAACCUUAUUCUGGCUGGUGUAAAAUCUGUAACCUUGCACGAUGAAGGGAAUGUAGAGUUAUGGGAUUUGUCCAGCAAUUUUGUUUUUUCAGAAAACGAUAUUGGUAAAAACAGGGCAGUGGCUUCUGUCAGUAAGUUACAGGAACUCAAUAACGCAGUGCUUGUACUAAGCUUGACUACUCAGCUAAAAAAAGAACAGCUUUCUAAUUUCCAGGCAGUUGUUUUUACCGAAAUCAGUCUUGAGAAAGCUGUUGAGUUCAAUGAUUAUUGUCACAGUCAUCAGCCUCCUAUUGCUUUUGUUAAAAGUGAAGUUAGAGGUCUUUUUGGUGCCGUGUUUUGUGAUUUUGGUCCCGAGUUUACUGUUUCUGAUGUUGAUGGAGAGGAACCCCAUACUGGAAUAAUUGCAUCCAUCGGCAAUGACAACCCUGCUCUUGUAUCUUGUGUUGAUGAUGAGAGACUUGAGUUUCAGGAUGGAGACCUUGUUGUCUUCUCGGAGGUUCAUGGUAUGAAAGAGUUGAAUGACGGAAAGCCAAGAAAGAUUAAGAAUGCUAGAGCAUAUUCAUUCACUCUUGAAGAAGACACCACAAACUAUGGUGCCUAUGAAAAAGGUGGUAUUGUCACACAGGUCAAACAACCAAAGGUUUUGAACUUCAAACCACUAAGGGAGGCACUCACUGAUCCAGGCCGCUUCCCUGUUGCUGGCUCGGAGGAUGAUGCACAAAAAUUUAUUUCUAUUGCCAAUAGUAUUAAUGGAAACUUAGGUGAUGGAAGAUUGGAAGAUGUGAAUCCAACACUUCUACAGCAGUUUGCCUUUGGUGCUAGGGCAGUAUUGAACCCUAUGGCCGCCAUGUUUGGUGGCAUUGUAGGACAAGAGGUUGUUAAGGCAUGCUCUGGAAAAUUUCAUCCACUUUUUCAGUUUUUCUACUUUGACUCGGUGGAGUCACUUCCGACAGAACCAUUGCAUCCUAAUGAUUUAAAACCAAUAAAUAGUCGAUAUGAUGCACAGAUAUCAGUUUUUGGGCAAAAGUUACAGAAGAAAUUUGAAGAUGCUCAGGGGAAGCUGACAGUUACUGAUGAUGAUGUCAUAGAGAAGAGUAACUUAAGUAGGCAGUUCCUCUUCCGUGAUUGGAAUAUUGGACAGGCUAAGUCUACUGUUGCUGCUUCAGCUGCUGCGUCUAUAAACCCUCGACUGAAUAUUGUAGCUCUACAAAAUCGUGUUGGCGCUGAAACUGAAAAUGUGUUUCACGAUACCUUUUGGGAAAACUUGAGUGUUGUGGUUAAUGCACUAGACAAUGUGAAUGCAAGACUAUAUGUAGAUCAGAGAUGCUUGUAUUUCCAGAAACCACUUCUCGAAUCUGGAACACUUGGUGCUAAAUGCAAUACCCAAAUGGUCAUUCCCCACCUAACAGAAAACUAUGGGGCCUCAAGAGAUCCACCUGAGAAACAAGCACCGAUGUGUACUGUGCACUCAUUUCCACACAACAUUGACCAUUGCUUGACAUGGGCUCGAUCAGAGUUUGAGGGAUUGCUAGAGAAAACUCCAGCUGAAGUUAAUGCAUAUUUAUCAAACCCAAAUGAAUAUACUAAUUCAAUGAGGAAUGCUGGUGAUGCUCAGGCUAGGGAUAACUUGGAGCGUGUACUUGAAUGCUUGGAUAAGGAGAAGUGUGAGACUUUAGAAGAUUGUAUUACCUGGGCUAGGCUCAAGUUUGAAGACUAUUUUGCUAACCGAGUGAAGCAAUUAGCUUAUACUUUUCCCGAAGAUGCUGCAACCAGUACUGGAGCUCCUUUUUGGUCUGCACCAAAACGAUUCCCUCGUCCACUGCAGUUCUCCUCCUCUGAUCAGAGUCAUCUCCAGUUUUUGAUGGCAGCUUCUAUACUACGAGCAGAAACAUUUGGUAUCCCUAUCCCUGACUGGGUGAAUAACCCUACAAAGUUGGCUGAAUUUGUUGAUAGAAUGAUAGUACCCGACUUUCAGCCCAGGAAGGAUGCGAAAAUUGUGACAGACGAGAAGGCCACUAGUCUCUCUACUGCUUCUGUGGAUGAUGCAGCUGUUAUUGAUGAUCUGAUCGUCAAGUUAGAGAGAUGCCGGUCAAAUCUGCAACCAGAGUUCAGGAUGAAGCCGAUCCAGUUUGAGAAGGAUGAUGAUACAAACUACCACAUGGAUGUGAUAGCUGGGCUUGCCAACAUGAGGGCACGGAAUUACAGCAUUCCCGAAGUUGACAAGCUCAAGGCCAAGUUUAUCGCAGGGCGGAUCAUUCCAGCAAUUGCAACCUCAACUGCUAUGGCCACUGGCCUUGUUUGCUUGGAGUUGUACAAAGCUUUGGAUGGAGGGCACAAACUCGAGGACUACCGAAACACUUUUGCCAAUUUAGCCCUGCCUCUCUUUUCCAUUGCUGAGCCAGUUCCAGCAAAGGUCAUCAAGCAUCAAGAUUUGAGUUGGACGGUUUGGGACAGAUGGAUUAUAAAAAACAAUCCUACUCUCAGGGAGCUUCUUGACUGGCUGAAGGAAAAAGGUCUGAAUGCUUAUAGUAUUUCUUGUGGGAGUUGUCUGCUUUAUAAUAGCAUGUUUCCUAGGCACAAAGAGCGAAUGGACAAAAAAGUUGUGGAUUUAGCAAGGGAUGUAGCCAAGAUGGAAAUCCCUUCAUACCGUCGUCACAUAGAUGUUGUUGUGGCCUGCGAGGAUGACGAUGAUAACGAUAUUGAUAUCCCUCAAGUAUCCAUUUAUUUCCGCUGA
Molecule: messenger RNA, 3519 nt
Organism: Vicia faba (fava bean)
Lineage: Eukaryota; Viridiplantae; Streptophyta; Magnoliopsida; Fabales; Fabaceae
Source: the annotation of a GenBank genome assembly